Coregonus sp. 'balchen' is the source of this 3496-nucleotide messenger RNA. Lineage: Eukaryota; Metazoa; Chordata; Actinopteri; Salmoniformes; Salmonidae. The record is from the annotation of a GenBank genome assembly.
GUACUACGGCGCCACCAUCCUGCAGAUGUCGGGAGUGCGGGAUGACAAGCUGGCCAUCUGGUUGGCUGGGGUCACAGCCUUCACCAACUUUCUGUUCACCCUCCUGGGGGUGUGGCUAGUGGAGAGGGUUGGCCGCAGGAAACUCACCCUGGGGAGCAUCAUCGGUAAGGGUCAGGGUAAAGAUGAAUGUAUGGAUCCUGAUGAUUCAGGGACACAUUUAGUGUAUGUGAAUAGAUGGCAUAUUGGAUAACAGUAUACCUUUCACAGAUAGAUUUUAAUGGAAUUACAUGGACUACGUGGAAUUACAGUAUUACAUGAAAUUGUAAUACAUGUAACUACACAGACACUAGUAGUAACCCAUAUUAUGUCUAAAGCAGUACACUGUUUGGUUAGACUGUGUGUGUAUGACUGUGUUGUUUUCUCCUAGGUACAUGUCUGAGUCUGUCUCUGCUGGCCAUUGGGUUUCUGCUCUCUGCCCAACACACCCCUCCAGUCACCCUCCACCCCACUGACCCCUCCAUGGUCAACUCCACCUGCAACAGACACCUGUGAGUACUCCCUGCUCUACUACUGUACUCUAUCUGCACUGUAGUCUACUGUUCUACACAAUACUGAAUAUGCUGUCCUAUUCUGAAAAUAUUGGUUACAUUUCAUGUUCAUCACUUUAUUGUUAAGUGCAGGAGUAAAAUAACUUCUCAAUAUGAACCUGAUCCACCAUGAAUCGAAACAUGGUCACUAAUGAACAUUUUACAGGACCAAUACAGUGUGUGGGUUUGUUUCUUAAUGCAUUUUCCUGUUCUUCCAUCUAGGACUAAAUUAAUGCUAUAAUGCGAUCUAAUUGUACAUGCUGUACAUGUUUCUGAACACUUACCUUGCAGAUUCAUCUCUCUGCUCUGAGCGUUUUUUAAAUUCUCCCAGUGGUUAAUUCUAACUGCAACAACAGACUCCAUUAGCGACAGUGCAACAGGCGUUGGGUCUCUGUUAAUAAAAAUGAUGGAGAGAUAGAGUGAAAGAGAGAGAGAAAGAGACGCUGUCUGCCUUCUGAAAGACUGAGCCACUCUCUGUCCUAAUUUACACAACAGCAUGUGGACGGAGUGUAUAAAACAGGACCACCUGCUAUUUCCAUGACAUAGACUGACCAGGUGAAUCCAGGUGAAAGCUAUGAUCCCUUAUUGACGUCACACUUCAAUCAGUGUAGAUGAAGGGGAGGAGAUUUUUUAAGCCUUGAGCCAGUUGAGACAUGGAUUGUGUAUUUGUGCCAUUCAGAGGGUGAAUAGGCAAGACAAAAUAUUUAAGUGCCUUUGAACGGGGUAUGGUAGGAGGUGCCAGGCGCACCGGUUUGAGUAUGUCAAGAACUGCAACGCUACUGGGGUUUUCACACUCAACAGUUUCCCGUGUCUAUCAAGAAUGGUCCACCACCCAAAGGACAUCCAGCCAACUUGACACAACUGUGGGAAGCAUUGGAGUCAACAUGGACCAGCAUCCCAGUGGAACGCUUUCGAGACCUUGUAGAGUCCAUGCCUCGACGAAUUGAGGCUGUUCUAAGGGCAAAAGGGGGUGCAACUCAAUAUUAAGAAGGUGUUCCUAAUGUUUUCAACACUCAGUAUAUAUUUACCAGCACUCUCUCUCGUCACUCACAGCUGCAACAAACAAGACAGAAUAAUUUAAGACAGACUUGUUUUUAAUGCAGGCGGAAUGGGUCUGCUGUUAUGUCAUUAGAACUACUCUCUCUGUGAAUGAACACACUCUCUGAAAUCGGUCUGCCCAACGCUUGCCGCACUACACACUCACGCAUGCACACACAUGGAUGCACACACACACACACACAAUACGUACACUCACACACACUGUAGAUUAUUUGCAAGUUAUCAGCGUAAAGAGCUGAAGUUAGCAUCUUCUCCAUUUAGAGUGGAAAUGUGUUCCAUUAUACCUCCUCAAGGAUCUUGUCUCUGUUUGUGACAUCUCUGUCCAAUCCUCCUCUGUGAUCACAGGCUGUGUGAGCCGUGUAUGUUGGACCCGGGGUGUGGCUUCUGUUACCGUGAGAACAGCACGGCUCUGUUCGCCUCCACCUGUGUACCUGUCAAUACAGCCUCCACUGAGAAGGCAGCCUGGGGCAGGUGAGCUAAAGGAGGCACUAAGGGGAGGGAGAGAGAGUGUGUGUGUGUGUGCGCAUAGGGCAGCAGGGGGCAGGUGAGUCAUAUAAUGCGCACAGUGUGUGGGUUUAUUUGUUGUGUGUUUGUGGAGGGGGUUAGUGGAAGGACUGGAAUAAGAUUCCUUGAAUGCUUGAGAAGUGGUUCUAUAAUACUGUACUCAUAGUACCCCUCUAUCCAUAACAUAGCUACUGUUGCUACAAUACAAUAACUGUCUUACACCAUGUUAUUCCAGGUGUUCCAACUCGACCCAGCUGAGAGUCCAUACGUACUGGGCCUAUAACUACUGUCCCACCUCCUACUCCUGGGUGGUCCUACUGGGUCUUGUUCUCUAUCUGGCCUUCUUCGCCCCAGGUGAGAGAGACAACACUGUGAUCUAUGUAUAUAUCUAAUUUAUGCUCUAUUUCACUUUCACUGUGGGGCAACUACUAACUAAAGAAAUGCAUCAUUAGAAAAUGUGAUAUCUCAUUUCAAGUUUGGCGUUAACGAUGCAUUGAUGUAAUUUGGGAGGUUUGAUUUGUGUGCUUACUGUCUAUAAGUCUUGAUUCAGCAUUGUUUGCAUACUGAGGGGUAGUUAAUGUACUGUAGAGCUAUCCUAAGCCCUGUGUCAACCCUCUCCUUCCAGGUAUGGGUCCGAUGCCGUGGACAAUCAACUCUGAGAUUUACCCCCUGUGGGCCCGGAGCACAGGGAACGCCUGUUCAGCUGGAGUCAACUGGACCUUUAACUUCCUGGUCUCCAUCACCUUCCUCCACGUGGCCCAGUACCUCACCUACUACGGUACAGACCAGCUAAUCACUGAUCAAUACCCCCUUACAGGACACCCUUGAUCAAUCAACCUGAACAGCAGGCCUGCUUUUACUGCAGGAUCUGACUCUUGUUGGACAUUUGAUUAAUCUAGAGAGAGACUUGAGACUUAUAGGCUCAGUGUGUAAUGAAUGUAGUUUCAUCAUGUUUGAUUACUUGCUGUCAUUUAAUAAUGCGCAGUAGAUACUGGAUAGUGCUUGACUGAAUUUUACACUGUUGCAGACUAGAACUGAACUCUGCUGUCAGUACAGGAAAACCUUGGGUCCUUCCUGGUCAAGUCACUUAUGGUAGUCAGGCAAAAACUAUAGGUCCUAAUAAUGACUGACAAAUAAUGUGUUGUUGAUUUUGUAGUUGUUGUUGUUAUUUCCCAGGAGCGUUUUUCCUCUACUCCAGCCUGGCUCUGCUGGGGUUCUUCUUCAUCUACGGCUGUCUGCCUGAGACUAAGGGCCGGAGGCUGGAGGAGAUUGAGUCCCUGUUCGACAACCAGCUGUGCUCCUGCGGGGCCACAGACUCUGACGAGGACCGGCAGGUGGAGUACAUC